Molecule: messenger RNA, 3917 nt
Organism: Bemisia tabaci
Lineage: Eukaryota; Metazoa; Arthropoda; Insecta; Hemiptera; Aleyrodidae
Gene: Ttc19
Product: tetratricopeptide repeat domain 19
Biological process (GO): mitochondrial respiratory chain complex III assembly
Cellular component (GO): mitochondrial inner membrane
Molecular function (GO): protein binding
Source: RefSeq, a predicted model, not a curated record
UAUCGUAGGAAAUUUAAGUAAAUCAAGCAUCCAAAUCAUAAUUAAAGUCAGACUUUCUCACAUGGGCCAGCUUCCAGUUAAGUGAAGUUUUGUUUUUCUUUUACGUAAUUUUAAUGAUUUUAAGUCCUUCAUUUUCAUGCACGCGUUUGAAUUUGAAGUUGUGGUGAAACUUUUGCACGUAAUUUUCAUUACGAUAAUUCAUUCGUUUCAGCCGUCCCCAUAAGAUGCCAUGUAUUUUGUUCUUUACCACCGAUUCCUAACCUCCUUCUGCGCUGGAAGGUAUGGGUAUUGGGAUAACCUAAUUUCACAAUAUUAUCAAUUUUUGCUUCUCAGCUCUUAUCACUCACAGAUGCGCAAACUGUCUUCUCAUUGUUCAUACCAUUUAAAUAUUCCUUACCUUAACAUUUAAUAAAUCUAGUCAGUCAAAAUGGAAGCCAUUCGUUGUCUCGCGAAGUGUAUAAAAUCCUACAGAUGUUUGAAGUGUCUGAAAGUCUCAAGUGUUGAAACCCUCGGGCUAUCAGUUGGAAGUCGACGAUUCCAUAUCAGCAACAAGCUUCUCCUAUCAAUAUCUCCUCAAGAAAAGCAGAUUCCAAACAAUACUCAUGCUGGGAAAUUAAUGCUGUGUAUUUCUCUCGGAUUUUUGGAUAUAUUCAAGAGUAAGGAAUUGGAUCCUGAAUCGGAAUUAAUAAUGACCCUCAAACGAUCCAUCCUUUUGAUUCAGCGAGAAGAGUUCCCCGCAGCAGAGCAAAUGUUACAUGUUGCCUUAAGACAAGCUCAAGAACAGGGUAACAGCGAUGGAAUUACUUAUGCGUAUGAUCUUAUGGCGAAUUUAGCAAUGACUAGAGGCCAGUUUGAGAAAGCCGAGAAGCUGUUUGUCUUGAUCAUGAACAGACUUAUAAGCAAUCAAGUGCCUGAAAAUGACCUGAGGAAUUUGCACAUUAGCUUGAAACUUGCCAAAAUAUUAGAAGAAAAAGGAGAUCGGAAUAAAGCAGAGUUGGGCUACAAAUUUUGUUUGGAUCACCUAGAGGAAAAAGUAGCAGCCAUUCACGAUCUCAAACUGAAGAAAACUCAUUUCUCAGAUCAAGAAAAAAUUGACAACGAAAAUACUAUAGCACUCUAUGGAAUGAGUCUAGAUUGGUUUGCUAAAUUUUUACUUCAGGAGCGCAAAUACGAAGAAUCAGUGAAAUGUUACAAGAAAGCGUACAAGCUCUGUGUUGAGGUGAAUGGAGAUAUUCAUGAACAAAAUGUUAUCCUCCUCAAUGAUAUUGGUACUGUCAACUACCUGCGCGGAAAUUAUGAUAAAGCUUUGAAAUAUCUAACUAGAGCUAUAGAAAUGGGCAAGCACCUCCCGCAAAUGGAAGACUUGUCAUCGGUGUAUAUUAAUUUGGGAAAGGUGUACCUUGAGCAAGGUUUAAAGGCUGAAGCAGAGAAACAUUGCAGAGAUGGGUGGAAAAAUGCAAAUCGGUUGAAUAACGAAGAAGGAAUUAAAGAUGCAGAAAUGUGCUUAUCAAGGGUUCAAAAGGCGAUGGCUUAAAGGCGGUGCACAAAUUGAUUCUUGUUCAUUCCUUUGAUGAAGUUUAUUCUUUAACUCAAAGGGUGCUAUUUCUCUACUACUGGAAAUGAUGUAGGAAAAAGAUCGGGCAAAAAAUGUUGAGACAGUUUGUUGAUACCCUUCUUACUUCUGUUUUUUCAGCUUUUGGUAUUUUUAACAUGCAUUCAAUGGAAGCAGAAUAUUCUUGUGUAGGAAUCUGCAUGAUGUACAAUUUUUUAGAUUAAGCACAAGCUGACCUGUUCCUGGAAUGGGCCACAAGAAAAGGUCUACAUUAGGAACACUUUCAUGCAGUCUGAAAAUAUUUCUGUUUAAGAACUGAAAAACAAUAAUUGACUUGUUUUUUUUUUUUGUAUUAUUUUUUUUUAUCAAUAGCCUGGAAAGUCUAACUGGUUGACUAAGAGAGUCACCUUCUACCAAAAGAGCACAAUUUUAAGUUCGGUUUCUCCAUCGGAUGUCUAUUUCAAAGUCUCUUCAAUGCCAUGCCUUUUUUUCAGGUCCUCUAGAAAAUUUUAAAUUGUGAAUUGAUUGUAAAAGUAUUAGCACCUACCUAAAAGGAAGGGCACAUAUACCUGAGAUACCUUUACCGAAGGUAAUAAAAAAGUCGUCAUUUUUACUAUCUUAUAUAUGUAUAUUUGUGACGGCAAUAUUGUCGUUGUAAGGGUCCAUAUUCCUAUGACGUCGCAUGUAUAAUUCUGCUAACAAAAGAGCCCAUGAGGUUUAAAGAAACCCUAGAAGUAGGCCUUGUUAGGGGUAGCCCAAGGGUUGAUAAUAUUUUAAUUAAAGUAUUUCCCUCCAAUCCACCUUAAACAUCUUUGUUGUACUCAGAAGAUGUCAAUCCCUCCAGAAAGAUGCACUAUAGUAGGGUUGCUUUUUUACCUGAAGUUUUACUGCAUUUUAUUUUACCCAAAGUUUUUUAUAGCGCUCUUGCUGAAAGUAGGAUUCUAAAAAGCAAGCAUAUCUCUGAGAAAGUUCCAGCAGCUUUCCAAUAUCUUUUAGGUUGCAAUAUCAGGCAAAUUAUCAAGCUUUGGAAUUGUUGUGAAUUAUAGAAGUUUGGUCAGAACAACUAGUCAAUUUUGCCUUUUGAAUUGUACCAAAACUCCUUGUUUCAAAAUAUACCAACUACCAUUACAAAGCAUCAUAAUUGCUUUUCCUCUAACACACAUUUUAGCUAGUCUUUUAUGGAUACUUCUAUUAUUUUUAAUAUUUUAUGUAGCAGAUAAGCAUAUGUAGCAUGUUUAUUUUUUAAAAAAAAAUGCCUACCAAUGUACUUAAAAUUGCGUAAAAGUUACCAUUAGCAUUGAAUGUCCGUUAACAACAGAUACAUAUCUGCAGAGGAUGACUUUUACUAAUUACCUUGUUGAUAAUAUACUGCUAGCACAAAAAUUAGAGAUAAAAGUAGGACAGAAUUGAAUGAAGAUCAUAAAUCCUCAUGUAAUAUAAAACUGCUCAAUGUGAAGUCUUUUUUUCCCCAUUUUUUUUUAACCGCUUUGCCCUUAAUUGUUACUUGCACACAAGUUCCAAAGUUUACCAUCGGGAAACUUAAUUUUAUGUGCUUCUUUCAGGCCUUACUUUUUUUUUUUAAAAAAAAAAAAUUAUAUAUAUUUAAAAGUGAUAGUCUUUAAGUAGAUGAAUACUCUGUAAAUUUACCCUUGAGUCCUCCCCUACCCUCAACAAUUUCCCUCGAUGAGUGAAGUUUUCUGAGCAAAAUUCGAUUUCUUUAGAACAGGCAGUAUAUUAUAAAAAACCAGAAGCACUUUCAAAUAUAGCAGCAAAAAAUACAAUGGGCAUUAAGGAUCGUACACCUAACAAAUUUAAAGAAAGUCAUGCACUGCAGAAUUUGUUUGUUGAUUUUUAACACAUUGGUGAUAGUGUCAGGUGGCAGCGCCUGACAACGUUUUUAAUUCUGGAAUGGCGUCAGCCGCUGGUAGUUGAUAUAAAUAUUGUAGUUAAGCAAAUAUUCGAUUGUAGAAUUAUAUAUCUUUUUGUCAAUGUCUGAAAUAAGCACAGCUCCUUGAAAUGUAUCCAAUACAGGUUUUCCAGUUAUAGUUUAACCUAUCUCAUGAUUUCUGAAUCCAGUUAAAAAAUGAGCAGGAUCCUGCUAAUACUUGAAGUUCGAACUUCAAGUAUUUGGAGAUGUCUGUCAGGUGCCUGCGCCUAACAGCGCAUAUUCCACAAUAAUUUUUGGCAACAAGCGCUCUCAUCACCAAAGUGUUAAAAACUGGAAAGGCAUUCAUCAUUGUGAUAUUCCUUUUAUACCUACUUAUUGUCACAGUUUACACAAAUGUAUUAUUUGUUUGUACCUUUUUCAUUUCUUUAUGUAUUCUUUUUUUGUUAAUUUUUGAGUUAAUAAAAAUCUCAAAUUGGA